Molecule: messenger RNA, 2614 nt
Organism: Sarcophilus harrisii (Tasmanian devil)
Lineage: Eukaryota; Metazoa; Chordata; Mammalia; Dasyuromorphia; Dasyuridae
Gene: CDK9
Product: cyclin dependent kinase 9
Exons: 7
Coding region: 295-1812 (505 amino acids)
Biological process (GO): protein phosphorylation
Cellular component (GO): nucleus
Molecular function (GO): ATP binding; cyclin-dependent protein serine/threonine kinase activity
Source: RefSeq, a predicted model, not a curated record
CGCCCCCACCCCCUCUCGGUGUCCUCUCCUCCUCCUGUCUCAGCCUCUCCUUCUCUUCCUGCCCCAGCCUGGGCCUGGGAGAGGAGGAGGAGAGGAGCCAGCGUCCCCGGGCCCGGCUCUGGCUCCGGUUCCCGGGGGCGGCUCCCCCCGUCCUCCCCUCCCCGCCCCCAGCCCCGCGGCGGCGGCGGCGGCGUCGGAGCAGCCGGAGCCGAGAAGGAGGAGGAGGAGGAGGAGGAGACUGCGGCUCGCCCGGGAUCCGCUCCGGAGCAGCUCCACGGGCUAGCUGCCAGGCCAAUGCAACGGGACGGGCCGCCCCGAGCCCCCGCCCCCAUCCCGGGACCCCGCCUUCCCGGCCCGGGAGGUGUUGGUAGUGUCGGCGGCGGCGGUGUCGGUGUCGGCGGCGGUGGCGGCUCUACAGCCCCAGCAGCCCCCGUCCUCCCGGGAACUACAAGUCCCAGGGGUCCCGGCGGCGGCCGCAGGGCGGAAGAGGCGGGGCCGGCACCUCGGGGCCGGAAGUGGCCCGGGAGGCGGAAGUGGCGGGGUCGAGGUGGGGGCUGGAGCGUGGGGGGCGCGGCGGCGGCGGCAGCGGUAGCGGCGGCGGCGGCAGCAGCGGCGGCGGCUGCAGCGGGGCCCGGGCCAGGGGCAGCAGGGGCGGCCAGUGGGGCGGCGGGAGGCACGGGCGAGGCCGCCAUGGCCAAGCAGUACGACACGGUGGAAUGCCCCUUCUGCGAUGAAGUGUCUAAGUACGAGAAGCUGGCCAAGAUCGGCCAGGGCACCUUCGGUGAAGUCUUUAAGGCCAAACAUCGACAGACUGGCAAGAAGGUGGCCCUGAAGAAAGUGUUGAUGGAAAAUGAAAAGGAGGGGUUUCCCAUCACUGCCUUAAGGGAAAUCAAGAUUCUCCAGCUUCUCAAACACGAGAAUGUAGUCAACCUAAUUGAGAUCUGUAGGACCAAAGCCUCUCCCUACAACCGCUGCAAAGGCAGCAUCUACCUGGUGUUUGAUUUCUGUGAACAUGACCUUGCUGGGCUGCUGAGCAAUGCCCAUGUCAAGUUCACUCUGUCGGAGAUCAAGAAGGUGAUGCAAAUGCUGCUCAAUGGUCUCUACUACAUUCAUCGGAACAAGAUUUUACAUCGAGAUAUGAAAGCUGCUAAUGUGCUCAUCACUCGGGAUGGGGUCCUGAAGUUGGCUGACUUUGGUUUGGCCCGGGCUUUCAGUCUGGCCAAGAAUAGCCAGCCAAACCGCUAUACUAACAGAGUGGUGACCCUCUGGUACCGACCGCCAGAACUGCUGCUUGGAGAGCGUGACUAUGGCCCCCCAAUAGACCUUUGGGGUGGAGGCUGCAUCAUGGCAGAGAUGUGGACCCGUAGCCCUAUUAUGCAGGGUAACACAGAACAACACCAGCUGACCCUUAUCAGUCAGCUCUGUGGCUCCAUUACUCCAGAGGUGUGGCCUAAUGUGGAUAAAUAUGAGCUGUAUGAGAAACUGGACCUGCCUAAAGGACAGAAACGAAAGGUCAAAGAGCGGCUCAAAGCCUAUGUCAAGGACCCUUAUGCACUGGACCUGAUUGACAAACUGCUGGUGCUGGACCCCACCCAGCGUAUUGACAGUGAUGAUGCUCUCAACCAUGACUUUUUCUGGUCAGACCCUAUGCCCUCGGACCUCAAGAACAUGCUCUCCACUCACAGUACUUCCAUGUUUGAAUACUUGGCUCCACCUCGACGGAGAGGUGGUGGGCACAUGCCCCAACAGCCAGCCAAUCAGAGCCGCAACCCAGCAGCCACUAAUCAGACAGAGUUUGACCGAGUAUUCUAAGGUCAAACACAAGAUUGGUCUUUGUGUUUUUGUUGUUUUUGUUUUUAUAUAUAUAUGUAUGUACAUAUAUAUAUGUGUACAUAUAUAUGUAUAUAUACAUGUGACUUAUGUUGCUGAGAUCAUGGGGCAUUUUUAAUUGUUUCCCAUUGCACAUAUAUAUAUAUAUUUUUUUAAACUUUUGCUCUGGUAUCAAGGAUUCCAGCUAGCAUUUAGCCUAGACUGGCAAGCUAGCUGGUAAGGAUGGAGCUCAGACUGAUGGAAGGACAUUGCAACAUCUGUCUACUCCAUCUGCAGGACCCACAUUUAUUGAUGACACCUGGCACUGUCUUCCCUUCUAGAAGAGAUUUCCUAUUUUGAGGGGAGCAAGCGCAAAGCAUCUUCAGACCAUUUUAUUUCUGGGUCAUCCUACAAAUUCUACAGGUUUCUCUUCCUUCCUCUAUUAACCAGAGGAUUAGAUUAUUUUGGAUAGCCCUGGAGCCUCUGGUAUUAGAAAAAUCCCUGGAAGCUUCUUUGGGUCUUGCCUUUGGAGAGUGUUUCUGAUGGGAAGAUCACCAACCCUCUUUGAAUCCCAUGGUUCUCUCAACACCUCUCAUUGUAUAUUCUGAGACAUACUUUUCCAUGGAGUGAGCCCCUGGGAAUCCAAGAGGAUCAGUUGGGUCUGGCCCUCCUUGAUCCCAUUGCAGCACCUUGGAGGGCAGAAGAACAAUUUUGGUUUUCUUUUUAGAAAAAUUGUAUCAUGUUAACCUCUUUGAUUUUUGCUCGACACAACACUGGUUAUAAUUAAAAGUUGACUUUUCUUAGC